Molecule: messenger RNA, 1805 nt
Organism: Nannospalax galili (Upper Galilee mountains blind mole rat)
Lineage: Eukaryota; Metazoa; Chordata; Mammalia; Rodentia; Spalacidae
Gene: Hspa14
Product: heat shock protein family A (Hsp70) member 14
Exons: 14
Coding region: 136-1665 (509 amino acids)
Biological process (GO): protein refolding; cellular response to unfolded protein
Cellular component (GO): cytoplasm; ribosome
Molecular function (GO): ATP binding; misfolded protein binding; ATP-dependent protein folding chaperone
Source: RefSeq, a predicted model, not a curated record
CCCGGCAAGACGGACCGGACGCAGUGGGCGGGCGGGAGCGCGAAGUCUCUGCGGGGCCUGCUGAGCUUGUUCCGAGGCGGUUAGCUGUGGCUUUCCGGGGUCCGUGGUUGCCGCCGCCGUGGUCCCCACCGUCUCAUGGCGGCCAUCGGCGUGCACCUCGGCUGCACGUCGGCCUGUGUGGCCGUCUACAAGGAUGGCCGGGCUGAUGUGGUUGCAAAUGAUGCAGGUGACAGGGUUACUCCAGCCAUUGUUGCUUACUCAGAAAAUGAGCAGGUGGUUGGACUGGCAGCAAAGCAAAGUAGAAUAAGAAAUAUUGCAAAUACAGUAAUAAAAGUAAAGCAGAUCCUUGGCAGAAGCUGUGAUGAUCCACAGGCUCAGAAAUACAUCUUGGAGAGUAAAUGUUUAGUUAUUGAGAAAAAUGGGAAAUUACGAUAUGAAAUAGAUACUGGAGAAGAAACAAAAUUUGUUAAUCCAGAAGAUGUUGCCAGACUGAUAUUUAGUAAAAUGAAAGAAACAGCACAUUCUGUCUUGGGCUCAGAUGCAAAUGAUGUAGUUAUUACUGUUCCAUUUGAUUUUGGAGAAAAGCAAAAAAAUGCUCUUGGAGAAGCAGCUGGAGCUGCUGGAUUCAAUGUGUUGCGAUUAAUACAUGAGCCAUCUGCGGCCCUUCUUGCUUAUGGGAUUGGACAAGACCAGCCUACUGGGAAGAGCAAUGUUUUGGUAUUUAAGCUUGGAGGAACAUCAUUGUCUCUCAGUGUGGUGGAAGUUAACAGUGGAAUGUAUCGGGUUCUUUCAACAAACACUGAUGAUCACAUUGGGGGCGCACAUUUCACAGAAACCUUAGCCCAGUAUCUGGCUUCUGAGUUCCAGAGGUUGUUCAAACAUGAUGUGAGGGGAAAUGCCCGAGCCAUGAUGAAACUGAUGAACAGUGCUGAAGUGGCCAAACAUUCUUUGUCAACCUUGGGAAGUGCCAACUGUUUCCUAGAUUCAUUGUAUGAAGGUCAGGAUUUUGAUUGCAAUGUGUCCAGAGCAAGAUUUGAACUUCUUUGUUCUCCACUUUUUAAUAAAUGUAUAGAAGCAAUCCGAGAACUUUUAGAUCAAAGUGGAUUUACAGCAGAUGAUAUCAGCAAGGUUGUCCUUUGUGGAGGGUCUUCUCGAAUCCCAAGGCUACAGCAGCUGAUUAAAGAUCUUUUCCCAGCUGUGGAGCUUCUCAGCUCCAUCCCUCCAGAUGAGGUUAUCCCUAUCGGUGCAGCUAUAGAAGCUGGGAUCCUUACUGGGAGAGAAAAUACAUUAUUAGAUGACUCUCUUUUGAUAGAGUGUUCAGCCAAGGAUAUUUUAGUUAAGGGAGUAGAUGAAUCAGGUGCCAACAGAUUCACAGUACUGUUUCCAUCUGGGACUCCUCUGCCAGCCCGAAGACAGCACACUUUACAAGCCCCUGGCAGUAUAUCUUCAGUAUGCCUUGAACUCUAUGAGUCUGAAGGGGAAAACUCUGCUAAAGAAGAAACUAAGUUUGCACAGGUUGUACUCCAGGAUUUAGGUAAAAAAGAAAAUGGAUUACGUGAUAUAUUAGCUGUUCUUACUAUGAAAAGGGAUGGAUCUUUACAGGUGACAUGCACGGAUCAAGAGACUGGAAAAUGUGAAGCAAUCACUGUUGAGGUUGCAUCCUAACUGUUUUAGAUAAACCAAGAGUUUUUUAAAAUUAUAAUAUCAAUAUAAUUUGUUUUUGUGUAUAAGUGAUGUUUAUAUUAAAAUGCUUUUUCAAUGGGUGGUAUAAGCUAUGUUUCUAUUAAAGUACAAUACAUUAGUAA